CUGGGAAACGAGAACUUCAACAAUCUGCAGACAUGAGGAAUAUUUACGCUUUUGCCUUGCUGCUCCUUGCAGUCUCUGCAAGCACCACCAGCGGUGCCAGCGUUUCCGACCUUCUGUGUCGCAACAAGGCCAACGGCAUCCGAGCCCUGGUGCCAGGUAGCUGUUCCAGGUUCUAUGAGUGCAGCAACGGUGUUGCUAAGGAAUACACCUGUCCCAAAUUCUAUGACUUUAAGAUCCGCAGUUGCGUUAGCUACGACACUGGCUGCAUCGAGGGUGUUGUGGUAGAGCCUGUUGCCCAGAGCCAGUCCACCCGGGAUACCGCUGAGCCGUGCAAUGGGGCUACCACCACUGCACCGCCGUGUACUAAGACCACGACAAAGCCUCCAUGCGCUGAAAAUCCUACCACCACCACUACCUGUGCCCCUGGAGUGAUCACAACGACUACGACUACAACCACUGAGGCUCCAACGACAACUACAACCACUGAGGCUCCCACGACAACUACAACCACAACAACAUGUGCUUCAACAACAACAACGACGACUACCACAACAACCACAACCACAACUACAACGACAACCACAACUACAACAACAACCACAACUACAACGACAACCACAACUACAACGACAACCACUACUACAUGUGCUCCAACAACAACAACGACAACGACAACUACUACCACUACCACAACAACAACAACUACAACUUCAACGACAACCACAACCACUACGACAUGUGCUCCAACAACAACUUCGACUACAACAACAACCACUACCACUACCACUACCACUACUACAACCACAACCACAACCACAACCACAACCACAACCACAACCACAACCACAACCACAACCACAACCACAACCACAACGACAUGUGCUCCAACAACAACGACGACUACGACGACAACCACAACAACCACCACCACUACAACUACAACUACCACCACGACCACUACUACAACGACAACUACAACAUGCGCUCCAACAACAACUACCACCACCACCACUACCACAACCACCACCACCACCACCACGACUACGACAACCACCACCACUACUACUACGACAACAACUACAACAUGUGCUCCAACAACAACCACUACAACAACGACAACGACAACUACUACCACUACCACGACAACUACUACCACUACCACGACAACUACAACCACCACUACUACUACAACAACAACUACCACAACUUGUGCCCCAACAACAACCUCUACUACGACAACCACCACCACCACUACAACUACAACUACCACCACAACCACUACUACAACGACGACUACCACAUGUGCCCCAACAACAACGUCUACCACGACAACUACAACCACCACUACUACUACUACAACGACAACUACCACAACCUGUGCCCCAACAACAACCUCUACUACGACAACCACCACCACCACUACAACUACAACUACCACCACAACCACACUAACUACAACGACGACUACCACAUGUGCCCCAACAACAACGUCUACCACGACAACUACAACCACCACUACUACUACUACAACGACAACUACCACAACUUGUGCCCCAACAACAACCUCUACUACGACAACCACCACCACCACUACAACUACAACUACCACCACAACCACUUCUACAACGACAACUACCACAUGUGCCCCAACAACAACGUCUACCACGACAACUACAACCACGACUACUACUACUACAACGACAACUACCACAACCUGUGCCCCAACAACAACCUCUACUACGACAACCACUACAACUACAACUACCACCACAACCACUACUACAACGACGACUACCACAUGUGCCCCAACAACAACGUCUACCACGACAACUACAACCACCACUACUACUACUACAACGACAACUACCACAACCUGUGCCCCAACAACAACCUCUACUACGACAACCACCACCACCACUACAACUACAACUACCACCACAACCACUACUACAACGACGACUACCACAUGUGCCCCAACAACAACGUCUACCACGACAACUACAACCACCACUACUACUACUACAACGACAACUACCACAACUUGUGCCCCAACAACAACCUCUACUACGACAACCACCACUACUACUACUACGACAACUACAACAUGUGCUCCAACCACUACAAGCACUACCACCACCACUACCACAACAACAACUACAACAUGCGCCCCAACAAAAACAACUACCACGACUACUUGCGCACCAACUACAACUACAACGGCUUGCGGAGAAACAACUACAACCACAACGGCUUGCGGAGAAACAACUACAACAGUCUGCCCCACAGCCGCUAAGGCCGUGGCUGCCACUCAAUCGAAACGUAAUCCCGUCCGUCGCAACCCCGUCCACCGUCUCCUUUGGGAAGUGGCUCAAUGGGCUGGUAUUUCCUCCGCCAGCUCCGCUAGCUCCGAGACUCAGAUUAAGGUUUCUUGCUACGGCAAGCCCGACGGAUUCCUGAUGGCAUCCCCCGAGCGCUGCAAUGACUACUACAUCUGUCGUCACCAGCGCGCCUUGAAGGUCAGCUGCGGUGAUAGAUACUUCAACGGACUGAAGGGCAUCUGCGAUCUUCCCGAAAACACCAGUUGUGUUCAAUCCUAAGUGAUAGAUCCCCAUUUGGCUGACACUCAAUAUCAUCAUGGAAAUGUGACAAGAAACAAUGGAUCGAAAAUUUUAAUUAAUUAGAAAACAGCACUAUUUGA
Messenger RNA from Drosophila eugracilis, 2698 nucleotides. RefSeq names its product mucin-5AC. Gene Ontology annotation, molecular function: chitin binding. NCBI's taxonomy places the organism in Eukaryota, Metazoa, Arthropoda, Insecta, Diptera, Drosophilidae. The record is from RefSeq and is a predicted model, not a curated record. Gene Ontology annotation, cellular component: extracellular region.